Molecule: messenger RNA, 1933 nt
Organism: Photinus pyralis (common eastern firefly)
Lineage: Eukaryota; Metazoa; Arthropoda; Insecta; Coleoptera; Lampyridae
Exons: 2
Coding region: 64-1914 (616 amino acids)
Source: RefSeq, a predicted model, not a curated record
GUUUUAACGGCGUUGCCGUUCGAGUUAAAACUUAGUGAAUCGUUGUGUUAGUGUUUUUCUAAGAUGGUUACACAGUCUAAUUUGCACACUUUAGAAGAUUUAGCUCGGCUGGAGUUAGAUGAUGAGGACGAGAAUAUCAUUCUCUCCAGAAUUAAAGAGCUGGCAGUAGCUCAUCUACCAGAGGGCUGGAAGAAAUGGAAAGUUAAUAAUCUUCUAAAGAAAGAGCUCCUUAAUGGUGAAAUGGAUUCUCAGAUUCUAAAUAAAAUCCGGUACGCCCUACCCACCGUGGGUCUUAUCCAGGCGUUCAACCCUGAGGCUAUAUCUAUCUCUGAAAAGAAAUACAGGGAAAUUAAGGUGAAGAUGUUGGACUGGCCCUUCUGCAUCGGCCUCAUUAUAGGCCCUUCUUCUUUGGCUGCUAAAAUUCGUGGUUCAUUAGCUCAGAACGAACUAGCAUUAGCUGCUUUAACCGAUCUUAAGCCGUUGUUGAUUUCCAGGCUGGAGGCUUCUCGUCAGCUUGAAGCAGACUCUGACGCAGAAAGUAUCAAUACCCGCCCUUCAGUAAGUUCGAAGGCGAGUAAGAAAUCCAGGCUAGAUGCCUUAGAAAAGAGUAAUGAAGAUCUGAAAAAUAUGCUGGCAUCGGUUCUUGACAGGCUCAAUGAUACCAGACCCUCUAGCUCCUAUAGUCUCUCUGAUGAUGGGAAGGAGAAUCUACAACCCUUCUCAGAGGAGGAGGAGGAUGAGGUUUCGUGGAAGGCUCCAUCCAUCGCGGAUGCGCCUCCUAUGGAAUGGGAUUUUACGCCACAAACUAAGGAGCAGGAGCCUUUAGUUCCGGCACCAAAGCCGACUAUUGAAAAACAGGGUAUUCAGUGCCAGCGGUUAGAGAGUACCUCCUUCAACAAGAUAAGAUACGCAGAGGUGCAAAAGAAGUUUCAGGCCUACCCAGUGUUUAGCGCCUUGAAAGUUAAUCCUCAGCUUCUAGGGAUUUCAUCUACAAACGAUAAUCACUUGGCAAGGUCGGACUCCACUUUAGGUUCGAUUACGCAUGGCCUGCUACUACAAAGGGAGGCCUUUGCAGAGGCGCUGAAGAACUUAAUAUCCAAAUAUCCUUCCAUUGCAUCAGAAGCUCGAAGUAUAUUUGUAGACGGUCAUUCUGAAUUUAGAUCCAUUAGUGAUGACCUUCUCCAGUACACUUGUGGCAGGAGAGCGGAGAUUAUUGAUUUGAGAAGAAAAGCUUUCAGGCCAAAAUCCGAAUCUAUAACUCCUAUGUUUAACGCGAUUCCUCCGUCGUCUACGCAUUUAUUCGAGGAAGUCGCUUUUACGGAGCUGGCAAAGCAGCAUGGUCAUUUUUUUCGGGCGCCAGCUCGGUCCGGGUAUGCGGCACCGCAUGCCUACAAAGGUGCAAAGCCUCCUUUCAGCAGCAAUUCAAAUACAGGAGGCAGGGCACAGAGUAAACCAUGGCCUUCGAGGAAUACCUGGAAGCGUCCGUCAGAGUCCCGUUCAUCAAGAAAUCAACCUUCAUCUGGCUCUUAUAAACCCAGAGAGGGCGGUGUUGACAAAAAAGACAAAGGAAGAAAUGACGCCAUCAGUUCGGGGUUCAAAGGAGGUCGCUUGCAAAAGUUCGUAAAUUCCUGGAUUUCGGCAAGAGCACCCGACGCUAUUUUAAAAACAGUAUUGGGAUAUUCAAUUCCUUUCGUGAAGCGACCUCCCCUAAUAAGAUUCUCAGGCAAGCAUUUAUAUCAUUUUGCUUCCCACGGCUUGUCCCAAGAGAUAGAAAUCAUGAGGCAGCAGGGAAUACUACAGCCAUCAGCACAUACAACGGGCUUCCUAUCACGGAUGUUUGCCGUUCCAAAAAGCGACGGAACUCUGAGACCAGUUCUGAACCUGAAACGUCUCAACGCACACCUGCUACCAUGAAAAUUUCGCCUCUUAAACC